ACGUUAAACAGUCAAAUCAUUUCAGUAGUAUGGGCGCCUUGGCGCAAGUCUGGCAUGGCAGCGUGGCGCUGCUCGCGUGGACCUUCAAGCUUAUCCGGACGCCGCAUACCAGCAGCCUGCCUAGCGCCGUGUCUAGCUCAUCCGCGCGCAGCAACGUCUGGAGUUUCCUCACGGCUGGCCCGCGACGUGCACGACGUCAAUCGCACGCUGCGCUUGAGUUGCUCGAAAAAUUCCGUCAUGGCCCGGAGACACACAGCGAGUGGAACCUGUUCUUGUGGCGCGCAACAUUUCCGCUUGUAUCACUAGUACUGCUUACGCUGCUCUGCGUCGCGGGUCAGUUCGGCCACACCGCGUACUCACUCCUCGUGAACCCAGUCUGGUACUUCUGCAACUUAGCCCUCGUGACCACGCCGUUUCUAUUGGUAUUCCGGUUCUCGGGCCUCGAAGCAGUAGAUGGAGAGCCACAGACCAAAAUAUGGUACGGCCUGGCCGCUAUCAGCUUCGCCAUCAGCCUCGUAGAGUGGUAUAUGAGUCUUCCUGCUAGCAGAUACUCGUGGAUCGUGGGCAAUACUUUGUUCGGCAUGGUGGCGCUGGGUGCAGUCCCGUUAUUCUUCAGUAUGCAGCCCAGAACAGCCCGAUCUCAGUAUGAUGACCUAGUAUUGGAGCAGGAGCAGGACAGGAUGCGAGGUGUCCCCGAAGAGGACGAGGAUGUGGACAUUGAUGGAGACAUUAGAAGGUUGGCGAGACAGAGAUCAUCAGACAGACUGAGAGAACUGGAGAUGCAACGACAGGGACAACCGAAGAUGACUAGGCUAUUGUAUGGCUGCGGUUUUUGCGCGCUGGUGCUGUGGCUCAUCAUGUUCUCGUCAUACAGUUCAGCACGAGGAAGCGAACCUGCGACACAGUCGUGGUUCUUACUGUACUCACUGUCACCAGUGCUGUGCAUUGCGUUGUUUUGCGCCCGGGUUGCAAGAGUGCGCUUCAGCUUUGAGCACGCAGUGGCGUACAGUACACUGGUGGUGCACGUCCCGUUGUUUCUGGGGCACUUGUGUGUGAGGCUGUUCGCUCUCGCGGAGGAUCCAGCUGCAUCGUCGCCGACAAGCAGCGAGUCGUGGCUCAAGCUGGCGAUUUCCGUGCUGUAUUUGCUGCUGAUGCAAGGCUAUUUCUUCGUCAUCACGCACACGGUGAACAGCAUGUCGGAGCCGUUUGCGCAUCCGUCGCUGCUGUAUAUUGGUCAGCUGUACUACUACACGUUCUGGUACUGCCUUGUGGGCUCCGACACGCCCAUUGACGCGCUGUACUGGGGUAUGUUGCUGCUCAACAACAUCCACAUCGCCUUUCUUAACACGGGUGUGUACACGGACUUCAAGCGCACAUCUUCAGCCUGGCUAGCGAUACCGUUGCACUCCAAUAUCACCUCGUCGGUGGCCUUUUGUCUGCGUACUACGACCUCGGUUAUGGAUGUUUCCAGGUGUCUGCCACACAGACGAUCAUGGGGAAGAAGAGGGCUGUUGGGGCUUAACUGUGGUGUAGUUGGCGCUGCAGCGAUGGAUACAGAAUCCGAUCUACUGGAAGGUGGUGACGAUGAUUACGAGUACGACAAUGGUUACGGAUCGGAUGGCUUCGUCGUGACCAGGAAUAUUGACGACAAGGAGCCUGUCAUUGGUGAGUUGCCAUCCUGGCAAGAAACUGGAAGCCGGAAUCGUGAACGAGACCGGGGUGUCAGUGAAAAUCGGAGAGAUACUCAAUCAUUGCCCGACUUUUCUUCUCCAGCUCGCAAGUCUGGCACAAAGAAGACUUCGUCUCUUCGUGACAAGUGCUCUCGCGCGCAGAUGAACUGUAGAAAAUGUGGUGACGGCACAAAAUCCUCUCGAUCCGGUAACGAGAAUGUGGCUUUUGCGACGUCAGCUACAAAUUCUGAGUCAAGAACAGCUACUAGUGACGCUCUGAGACCGCUUUACUUCCUCAUGAAGGUUGCAGAGCAAGACAACAUGGCCGACACGACUGCACUUAUACUGGUGCCUUCACUUCUGACUCUACUAGCAGUGUUUGAGAAGCCAGGGAGUGCUCUUGCCGUACUACAAGACCAGACGAAUCUGUGGCUACGGUGUGUCUGCAUGUUCAUUGGACGCCUUGGUGGCUCCUUCCUUGCUCGAGAAAUCUUCACGUGCAAGCUGCGGUCACGGUUACGCUCGUCGCCCGAGGACCUUGGUGACCAACCUGACCCCAUUAGCGGUUCAAUUGACGGCAUGUCGGCACGGCUUUGGAUACAACAGCUGAUGCUACAAGAUUUCCACGCGCAGUUCUGGUAUCUCACAGCUGUGACCGUUGUGGUAAUUUUCGGUUGCUUCGCUCGGAUCGACCUACCACUACGCUUUGCACUGCUUUGAAUAUGCAGUUUUAACUUCAAAUAUCUACACGAAAUGCGAGUAAGUGGCCAUAGAUUUUUGUGCUGAACUAACAUGCAAGUUGUUGCAGCCUAUUGUGGAGGUGGAGUGUUGGGCGGUGUGCGAGGAAGUGAAAACUCAGGAUCCGGUGCUGCCAAGGCGAUGUUGGCGCGCUCUAUAGCCUCGGCAAGCAGUUUCUCCUUCCGAACCCAGCGACGGCGACGUACGCUGCGUCCAACGAGUCGGUUGAGCUUCUUCUUGAUGCGUCGUCGCUCCUGUAGAUCUGGAUCAAGUCCACUCGCAUGGGCCUGGAGCUCUGGUGGUACGCCCUCAACUGUUUCCUGUUGUAGCUUCUCCUGAGCGCGCAAGAAGUCUUUGAACCUGGUGGCGUAUUGCCACUGAUCAGUGCCGCCGAAGCCUGGAUCGACUACCCAGUGUUCGAGAUCGAACGUUCCAGCACCGUCCGUCAUGAGAGCAUUGGUGAACUUGGGCGGAUCAGUAAUGAGAAGGUGGCCUGGUCGCAGUGAUCCCCAGCCAGUGAACACUUGGUAGCGCUGGAUCUCGUACACAGCCUGCUCCUCGAUGGGUAGCGCCAAGAUCUUCUCUUCGAAUGACUUUGGCUCAUCAGUAGCUUCACGACGCGUCGGACUGUCGGGAUUAUGGCGGGUAAUGGGGCUCCCACCGGGCGACAGUACUCUACCGAUAGCAUUUGCGACCUGACUAACGGGUAGAACCAUCUCGCGUAAGGGAUUCAGGAAUCGAUCUUCCAGAACUUGAGUCGAGAAGGCAAAGCCCGUGUACACCUUCUGAUCCGCUUGAGAUGGCCGUUGGUUGGGCAAAGCCUGUUGUUCAGGCAGGUCGAAACGUGGCUUCUCCUCGGUCAGAUCAGCCUGGAAGCGCUCGUACCGCAGCUCAGGUGGCGUCCAUCGAGCCUUCUCCGGAUUCUGGCUUCCGCGUUUGUGGAAUUCCUGGAGAAUGUGGUAGUAUUCGGGGUUCAUCUCGCGCUUGUAAGCCUUCCAGAGGAAAUCGCGACCGAGACACAGUAGCAGAGACAAGAAGAUUGCCAGGUAGAACUCGGGCAGAGCGAAAAUAUGCGGGAACGCAGUGUCGGCGACGGAUGUGGGGAAGGACGCGGCGAUGACGUAGCCCGAAAUGUACCAGAAGAUGAUCGACGCAAUGAACGCGAACGCCGUGAUCGCGUUCCAUGUGACCAUAUUUAACGCCAGUUUGACCCAGCCGACGCUGAUCAGACAGCAGUAAGAAAUGGCGCCACACAAGUCACGAGAGAAGCCAUUGCCGGUCGAAUCCACGGGACCACCGAUGAUAAGUGCGGGCACCAGACCGCAGACUACACACUCAUAGAGCGCUUCAGCUACCCACUGUGCGAAGAUACGAAGACUGAAGAGUUCACCCUGCGCUCCGACGUGGUAAAGACCUGGAAAUUGCUCUGCUAUACGUGCUGGGACUUCUUGCUCGGUGAUCGCCACGAUACCGAUCGGCAUCGAGGACCAGAAGACGUUGUAGCCGUUGAUCCACAUGUUGUUGUAGUACAGCGUACCAGAAGACCCACACUGAGGCAAUGCAGCUAGCACGAACUCGGUUCCGAACAGCAAGAUGUUCUUGUAGACUACAUAGAGUGCAAGCUUGGCCAUGCGACGAUAGUUCCAGUGUCCGUGGACUAGAAGAAGACGCUUAAGGAACCGGAACUGCGCGAUAGCGAAGUCACUCGCGUUCACCGCCUGCAUGCCCUCGUGACCGGAGAUUCCAACCCCGAUAUGCGCUUCUUGGAUCAUAGCGACGUCGUUGGCGCCGUCGCCGAUAGCGAGUGAGCGACAGCCAUGCAAGUUCGUCUUGAAGAGCCGAACCACUUGAGCUUUUUGCUUGGGCGAAACACGACAACAAAUGACGGACACGCACUGCUGGGACACCUCAAGAAACAGCUCGGACAGCACGUCGUUGCUGAACACCAUGGUCAGACAGCGACCGUCGAUCACGAUGGCUUGUUGCUGUGUGUCGUCUUUGACUCCGCUUGCCUGCAGCUCUGCACGCUUGCGAGCCUCAACACAGCGAGCCAGCAGCAUGUCGUACAGGUCUGAAGCAGAGGGCGUCGUCUCCGCGUUGAUCAUGAUCCGUUCCAUGUCGUUGUUCAGCAGCUGACAGGCAAAGCCGAUGUUCACCGCCGUCUCCUCCUUAUCGCCCGUGAGUACCCAGAUCUUGAUACCAGCUCGAGAUAAAUCUCCCAGUGUCGACGUCACCUGGUCCUGCAGUCGAUCCUCGAUGGCUGUAGCGCCCAUGAGCUGCAAACCUUGUUCAAGUUGCUCCUCAAGCUCUUCGAUGCGGUUCGGUUCACCACGUUUCUGCAUCGCCAUUUGCUCCAGAUCACCCAAGGCUGCAUCGUACUCGCAGGACCACUCGGCAUACGCGUCUGGGUGGAGCUCCUUCUGUGCGAUUACAAGAGUUCGCAGGCCUUCGGUGGCAUACCGUUCCAAGUGCGCGAGUGUAAUGUCCACCAUCGUCGAGUCUGACGACGGUGCCAGCCGAGGGAAGAUAACCGAGUCAGCACCUUUAGUCAGCAGCAUAAUUCGCUUGUCAGGAGUGCGCACAACGACCGACAUACGUUUGCGAGUGCUGGUGAAGUCGACCAUCUCCAAGACUUCAUAGACGACCUCCUCACGUUUGCCAGGGACGGAAAUCGCCACUUCUCCGUUUCGACGGGCCAGGAACGAGUAGCCAAAGUAGUUGGCACCCGAUACAAGCGCAAGUUCGUCCGGAGACGAAGCGGAGAAGCCUGUACCUGUAUCAUUCUCGGACAAUGUUUCUCGUACAACGGAGUGGCAGACAGCCAAAUGCACGAAAAAGUCGUGGAUGCGAGCAGCUUGUUCCGGAUGCAAACGCGCGUCACUAUCACGCUCCAAAUCUCCAGCUGGGUCCAGGAAAUUGACGUUAUCUGUCUUGACUAGUAUCGGCGUGUUGUCUGCGAGUACAUCGCUAGCAGAGAGAUCCUUGCCAAGUCGUCGAGUGGCCUCGCGACCAAUUUCAGUGGUGCCACGACCAUAAGACACGCCGUGGAUGCUCAUCUUCCGGAAAUCCAUCUCGUUGGCUGUUAGCGUUCCCGUCUUGUCGCUGAAGAUGUGAGUGACCUGCCCCAAUUCGUCAUUGAGAUCGGAGUUACGUACAAGUGCUGGGGUGUCGGUCACUUCAUCGUACAUGCCAAGGUCGCGAUUGAGGAAGAAAGUUUGAUAUGUUUUGACGAUGGCGAUGGUCACGUACAACGUAAUGGGGACGAAGGACGCGAUGAGGAUCCAGAAGUAGCCCAGAUAGAUCAAGAUACCUACGACAUCAUUACGGAAAGGGGCGACGCCGCUGAGGUUCUCGAGAUGCAAGUACGUGGCACCUUCUCGGUUUUCUGCGACCCAAAACGCACACAACACUGCACCCAAGAUGCACAAGGAAGCGAGAAUUGCCAUAAGCAACGCGUUGCCGCGGUUCACGAUGGCGAGGAUCUUGCUGAUCUUUGUUGGAGGAGUAUGUGACCCAGCCUGCAUGAUCUUAGUGUCGGCUCCCGUAUUCAACACGAGGCCGUAGAUGAACGGCGUGUUGCGGAUGACACACCCACGCAACGCCACAUUCUUCAAGUCGAUCGGAAUCGCGUGGCCGCUUUGCGGUUCAAAACGUCCCGAGAAGUUGUUGACGUCGUGGUUUGGUUGCUCGCAGAUGACACGACCAGGAAGCUGAGCGAGUGCACGGGGGUCGCUGAGCUGCGAAAACGUACAGCUUAGCGCUUGACGCACCUUGAGAUUCGUCUCGCCGUCAAGCGACUUCGUCUCCACAAAGCAAAUUCCGGUCGGCGCAUUCGGGUCCGGCUCGGAUACGGCUAAUAACAGCAAAUCUGCUGGAAUGGCUUCGUAGUUUUCCACUUUGAUAAUGUCCCCCACUGCAACAUUUCGCCACGUAUCGUCGCGGAAACAGCCCGGUUCAUCGAGAUCGAAAAUGUGCGAGACGCGAGCGUUCAUCUUGGCAUCUGCAAUGUGCCGUCCGCGAUCUUCAAUAGCGGCGAAAACAGCGUCAAUCGACAGCACAAGCAUGAGCACAAUCCACUGGUACGGAAUCGUCUGCGUGGACGAAAUCUCGGGAAUAAUCUGGCCGGCACCAACUAGCAAAAAGUAAAAGUUUGCCACUUGCGAGAGUCGACCGUAGAAAAACCGAGGAAUGAAGUUGAACUUCGUGUACUUGGCCGUAACCACCUUGUUGUUACAGAACUUCUGUGCUGCGUUCUGGGCGGGGUUGUUCACGUAGAUGCAGCGAGCGCUGGUUUCCGGCAGCCCAAGAGCUCCACUGUUGUCUCCUACAGCGCCGUCACUAACGGCCGAUAAGAUGGACAUGGUCGACGAACCCAGACCUGCCGCUGCCUCUGCGAGCAUCUUGGGAGCCCAUCCGGUCGACGCAGCGACAGGAGACUCGCCUACAUGAACUGUCCUGUACGUCGACUCUGCAUCCACCGACACGUCGGUCACACGUGCUGCUCCCGUGCCGAUCACGGACUCCAGCACUGUCAUAUUUAAUCCCAGAAGCUUCGAGUGCUCCUGGAAUCGCUUUGGUGGGCGGUUGGGCUCUUGGAGAAUGGACCGGUCACGAGAAACCAUACCAUUCUCGAAAUACACACAAGAAAUAACGACCGGGUUGUUGCAACUUGUGCCUAAAUAACGUGCAAAGGUGAACAUUGCUGCCUGCUAACGGAAGAGCCCAUGACAUUGAAAGGUGCUUUUAAACUGAUGAUACAACCAUUACCAGUAGUCUAGAGCUUGGUCUGGAUCUUGGCCUGCAUGGCCUCGCCGUCCUCCUUGCUGAUCAUGCUCGGGCCGUCCGGCAGCUUAAUGAGGCCGUCACCAUCAAAACGUGGGAUCACGUGGAUGUGCGCGUGGAAAACGGCUUGACCGGACGCCGCGCCGUUGUUCUGGAUGAUAUUAACACCGUCAGCGCCCGUGGCCUCCAGCACGGCAUUGGCCAGACGCGGCAGCUCCUUGAACACAUUGGCCGCCACCUCGGGGGUCAUGUCCAUGACCGUGGCGAAGCCUGGCGCCUUGGGGAGCAAUAGAGCAUGGCCUGGGGCUGUCGGGAAGGCAUCAAGAAUGGCCAACACGUGCUCCGUCUCGAACAACUUGUAGCACGGAAUGUCGCCCUUGAUGAUCUUGGCGAAGAUAUUCUCCGGGUCGUACGCAAUGGGAGCCAUGAUGAUUUUGAAUCGAAAAUUUUGAUAUGUGAGGUUGCGAGUCACAAAGACUAAUUUUGAUUCGACCAAUCGGCGCCGAGAACCUCUCAG
Phytophthora nicotianae INRA-310 is the source of this 7707-nucleotide messenger RNA. RefSeq lists its product as hypothetical. The transcript has a single exon. Lineage: Eukaryota; Oomycota; Peronosporomycetes; Peronosporales; Peronosporaceae. The coding region runs from base 30 to 2390 and encodes 786 amino acids. The record is from RefSeq and is a predicted model, not a curated record.